AUGAUAUUUGGACUUCCUUUCGAUGGAUGGGCAUGGAAACUUGAGAGAUCUUACAAUCACAAUGUGUUUUCACCUGCCCAAGGACCUGCUCAAGGACAAAAUAUAUCCAUGGAAGGUCUCAUAGAGUAUAGGAAUAUUAAGAAAUUUAUAGUUGAUAACAAUAAUAAUGCCACUAAUGUUCUCAUUGACCACAAAUAUCCAAUUGCCUACACUCAUUGUGAUAAUACUUGGAUUGCCUAUGAAAGUGAAGAAUCUAUAACAGCCAAGAUUGCAAAAGUUAAAAUCAACUUGGCAAUGCUUGGUUACUUUGUUUCAAAUAUUGCAGCCCAUGAUGAUCAUGAUUCUCUAUCUAAAGCAGCAUCGAGGGAAUGGAGAAAAUCAUAUGGUUACUAUUGGUGGUAA
Messenger RNA from Cucumis melo (muskmelon), 402 nucleotides. RefSeq names its product class V chitinase-like. Gene Ontology annotation, molecular function: chitin binding; chitinase activity. Gene Ontology annotation, cellular component: extracellular region. Lineage: Eukaryota; Viridiplantae; Streptophyta; Magnoliopsida; Cucurbitales; Cucurbitaceae. The record is from RefSeq and is a predicted model, not a curated record. The transcript has a single exon. Gene Ontology annotation, biological process: carbohydrate metabolic process; chitin catabolic process. The coding region runs from base 1 to 402 and encodes 133 amino acids.